UUCGUCGAAGAAAUGCUCUUUCUGCAAUCAUUAUGGUGCUAGUCUUACCUGCAAAAAUGAAGGUUGCUCCAAAUUCUAUCAUUUUCCUUGUGCCACAGCCUCUGGUGCCUUACAAGAACAAAGUUCUUUAUCUGUUUACUGUAGUAACCAUCUUGGUGACGCAGCUAUGCGUGGUGAAGUAUCAGUGUGCUACACCUGUAAAAACGUUGGCGAUAUCUCAAACUUAAUGUUCUGUUCAAGUUGUGGCGCACAUUAUCAUGGAAGCUGUGUUGGUUUAGCUCAGUUACCAGGGGUUAGGGCAGGGUGGCAAUGUCGUAAAUGCCGCAUUUGUCAGAUUUGUCGCAUAAUGGGCGACGAAAGCAAAUUAAUGACCUGCGAGCAAUGUGAUAAAGUUUACCAUGCUAGCUGCCAAAGACCAAUUGUAACAUCUAUACCAAAAUACGGGUGGAAAUGCAAGUGUUGUCGAGUUUGCGGUGACUGCGGGUCUAGAACACCGGGAGCUGGUUUGUCCUCUCGCUGGCACUUGCACUACACUGUUUGUGAUUCUUGUUACCAACAAAGAAACAAGGGUUGCUGUUGUCCUAUCUGUCAGCGUGCAUAUAGAUCUCAUGCUCAUAGGGAAAUGGUUCAGUGUAGCCACUGUCGGAAGUUUGUCCAUGGAACAUGCGAUCCUGAUGCAGAUUUAGCUUCUUACCAACAAAAGAAAGACAGUAACCCAGAAUAUGAAUAUGUUUGUUCCAUAUGUAAGAAUUACACGAUGCCUCAACAGUAUCCGAUGUCUGGCAGACAGAUCACCAGCAAAAGACCAAGUACCGAAGACCCGGGAAGUCUCUCAGCUUCUCAAGAGUCUCUAUACGACGAUAUGUCUGAAUUCGAUAUGAUUCCGUCGGACGAUUCCUUUAGAAGUAUGGGUUUAGGCAAGGGCAAACCUUUUGCCAGCAAAAUAGGGAAGAAGCGAUUGGGAUACCCGACCGGGAAGCCCGGCAGGCCCAAGGGCAGUUAUGGGAAAGGUAUGCCAGGUAAGCAGGGUUUUAUGAAACGCCAAAGAUUAGGAGAGUUUGGAAGAAAGCGGGGUCCGAAAGCGAAGAUGAGGGGCGUUUUUGGAGCACCCGGUGUAGGGCUGUCGCGCCCUGUUUCAGACGGGAAAGGUGACGAUGAGCCGGGCGUGGAAAAUCGACUGGUUCUCUGCUCUGCUAAGGAUAAGUUUGUUCUUACCCAAGAUAUAUGCGUAAUGUGUGGAGCCUUAGGUACAGAUCAGGAAGGUUGCCUUAUUUCUUGUGUUCAGUGCGGUCAAUGCUACCAUCCGUAUUGCGUAAACGUCAAAGUUACUAAAGUGAUCCUGCAAAAGGGCUGGCGGUGUUUGGAUUGUACAGUAUGCGAAGGCUGUGGACAGAGAAAUGACGAGGGUAGAUUAAUUCUUUGUGACGAUUGUGACGUGUCUUAUCAUACUUACUGUAUGGAUCCUCCUUUGGAAUUUGUACCUCAUGGAAACUGGAAGUGCAAGUGGUGCGCCUGUUGCCAGACCUGUGGUUCAACCGAUCCCGGUUUUAACUCGACGUGGAUGAAUGGAUGUACUGAGUGUGGUCCAUGUGCCUCGCAUGUUAGCUGUCCCAGUUGCAGUGAUUUAUAUACUGAAGGAGAUCUUAUUAUUCAAUGUGUUCAGUGCGAAAGAUGGUUACACGGAGCUUGUGAUCUUAUAAAAACGGAACAGGAUGCAGAAAGAUGUGCUGAAGAGGGCUACUACUGUCUACUAUGCAGACCUCGCGACGUACCUCCGCCUCAUUUGGUACCACAACCGGUAACCUCGAAACCACCCACUCCGACGAAGAGCCCGGAAUCGCGAUCUAAUGCCAAUUUCUUUGUUGACGGUGUAUGUCUGAGCGAAACCGGAAAUAGCCUAAUAAAGUCGCUAUCUUUGGAGUACCACGGAACUAGGAAAAAGCGCAAGAAAUUGCCCACUCUUCAGGACAAAGAGGCUGGAAUUAUGGCUACUAUCGAAUCCGUAGUUGCAGGAGGAUUUCCAGGCGAAAACACUCUGGAAGAUACCAAGUUGGAAUUGGUUGAUUUGAAAGACGAGCCGCAAGAAAUUUAUAAAGAAGGUAUGAUUUGGACGAAGGAGGACGGGCCUCCGCCCGAGGGUUUUACUAUUUUUACAUUGGAGAGCGGAAUAUCGGUUCUCAGGAGAAAGAGGCAAAGGAACCUGCAAAAAUUGGGCAUCGGCGGCUUUCUGGUUAGAAUGCGUGGAUUGCGGACGGGUCAGGAUAAUGACGAUAUCGAUAUGUUACCUGGACAAACAAAUUCAAUCAGUGGAAUGGAAUCGCCAAUGACCCCACUACCAACAGCUAUAACAACGCCACCGAGUGGCGAUGCAGAAAAGCCGAGAAGAAAACAAAUCCGAAGAAAAAUUAAAAGUAAGCUUUCGGAGACUUUCCCGCCAUACCUGCAAGAGGCCUUUUUCGGUAAAGACCUAAUGGACAUUACCGACACUAAAAAAAUUCACAGCGGCAGUAGUGACGACGAAAAAGACGAUAAAUUUCACGGAAUGAAGUUGUCUACGGAUGAGUACAUGCCAGUGGACGUGAAAUCGGAAAAACACAGCGAGUCAUCGGGUCACAAAAGUCACGAGAUGUUAGAUUUGGAUAAGGACGAGAAAUCCAAUGCUACAAAGGAUGAUGACGAUGACAAUACUGAAGAUUUGAAAGAUGUUUUGGCUUUGUCCGGCGAUCUGUUGGACCCUGAUCUGGUGAACAGUAUUAUUAAUGAGGAAGAUGACGACUUAACUAAAAACACGGAGUUGGAAACGUUGGGAGAUGAGGGAGAAUUGUCACAAACCCUGGGAAGCACGGAAAGCUCCAAAGAUGCCAAAGAUGAACUUAGUGAUAUUUUAGGACCUCACUUUAGCUUGGAGUCCAUACAAAACAUUAACAGCAAAGACGUUGAAGACAUUUUCAAGGGCGUUUUAACUGACGAGUCGCAAGAAUCGCAACUGUCCCAAGAAACUAACAUAUUUCCUCCUAUACAAUCAAGUACGCAGGCGAUGUUCGCCGGAAGCAUGUCGCAGCCUUCGCCCGUUUCGAUUCCGCAAAUGCCGCAAAUUACGUCUGGCGCUGUGCGUCCAACCGCUUUACCGGGUGUACAACACGCCAGUUUUCCUCCAUCUCCAUAUCACUCUGAGUAUAGCAAUAGUCCACAAUUUAGUCCAGCCUUUUCCGAACCGCCUAGUCCUUGGGUGAGCAUGAGCGAGGGUGUUGAAAUUGACAGUACCAGUGUUGGAGUAGCGUCCACGUAUAAUCAACGGUCGUCGGAGAAAAUGAAAGCCGACGAAGCUUUAGGUAGUGGAGCCACCAUAUCAGCGGUACUCUACGCCAACAUGAAUCAUCCCGAAUGGAAGACUGAAUAUCCUGCGUGGUCUGACAGAUAUAAACAAUUAAUUAAAAAAUGGCGUACUCUAAGUCAAGAACAAAAGGCGCCUUAUCUUCAGCAAGCCAGAGACAAUCGAAGCCAGUUGAGAAUGAAAAAACAGCAACAGUCACAGACCGCCAAGGACUCCUCCGCCUCGAGCCCCGUACCGGGCCCGAAGCCCUCCGCUCCUCCCGUCGUUCCGGCCCUAGCCACCGCCAGCCUGCCACCGUCCGGAUCGCCGUCCAGUACGCAGGCGCCGGCCCCCACGUCCGAGGAUCAAGAAAAAAUAGUGCAACAGCAAAAGUCAGCUCGAGAAGCGGAACAGGAAAGGCAAUGGAAGCAGUUACAAGCUUUAAGACAGCAACAAGCUCAGCAACAGCAACACGUGCUGCAAGAACAGCGUGUUCAAGCUAUAGCAAGAGUUCAACGGGUACCUCAAGACUCACAAGUUUUCAUACCCAACAACCAAUCCAAUCUUCUCCAAGUAUCCACGUCUAAUCAGGAACCUAGCCCCGUAGCGUCACCCUCGCCGGUGCCCCGACAAUUCGUUGGUAUGAAAUCUCCUCCCUUCGCUCAUCCCUCUCCUCAGCCUCCUAACAUUCGUACUCCCACUCCUUCACAGUCGCCCGUUCACGAGUUCCCGCCGCCCCCUCAGCAAGGCCAAGUUGCGGAGCUUCUGAGUCCCGACUACGCGCCGCCCAGUCUUCAGCAAAAACAGCCGUUCGUUAAGCAGGCCGUGGCGUCGAACGGGAACGAACAGUUCCAAGCUCAGAAACCUCAGUUCGCUACAAUUCGGGCACCUGUGCAGGUACGCUCUGAUCAACCAGAAGUUACUCGACAACUUAGAGACUUACUGCAAAGGCAGCAGCAAUUGAAAAAUUUUGAUAUGGCUCAAGAGAAAUCGGGUCAAAGGACUCCAGAGUCCGAACUGCCAUCUUCGACUAAUAUUUCAGGAGCUGAUGGCACAUUUAGGCAACCACUGCCGCCUAGUUUGGCUCGUCCAAGAAUUCCUAUGUCGGUCGGAGCGCGUCCAAGUAUGAUCAGAAUGCAACAGCUGGAUGGAAGGCUUCAAGGUUUAGAUCCUAGGACACGACUCCUUCUUCAGCAGCAGCGAUUAUCUAACCCCAUGCCGCAGCAGCUUGCCGGCGCCAAUCGAUACGCCAGUUUGGGAGGAAAUAGACCCACUACUAUCGAACAAUACGAACAACUUAUUCAACAGAGACAAAACCUACAGAAUAAGGCCAUCAGGGUCAUUCAGAGACCUUCGUUAGCUGUGUCACAAUCGUCUGUCAUGGGUGGCGGGGCGGCAGCUUCAGGCGAUCCCUCGGGCGAACAAGAAAUACCCGAUAAUGUCACUGCCGAAUUAGAAAAGCUAGAACAAGAAACAGGAACAAUGGCGGAGCUUCAAGGUGUCAGUGAAAUACUUGGAGGGUUGGGCGAUGAUGACGACGAACUUCUUGCUGAAAUGGGCGCAGAUUUCAAUAUUCUGGAAUAUGCUGAUCCUGAACUAGAAGCACUGGCCGGUGAAAAGACAAAUAUUCUUGAUUUAGAUUUAGAGGAAGAUCACUUACGGCAGGAAAGGAAGAAGGAGGCAGCUCUAAGAAAGCAGGCGUCAACAGCCACUGAAACAACUACAACAACCACCACCACUACUUCAACUCCCACUGAAACACCAAAGCCUGCGGAAUCCAUGCCAAUUAACGCACCCCCUAAGGAGGCGGUACCUGCUGAGCAGCCUGCGUCAGAUCAACCUGAAAGCUUGUUGCCACAACAUCCUCCAGUACCACAACAUCCUCCAGUGCCACAACAUCCUCCAGUGUCACAACAUCCUCCAGCGCAACAACAUCCUCCAGCGCCACAACAUCCUCCAGUGCCACACAUGCCUGCGGCUCAACAGGCGCCACCUAUAGCCAAACCCCAACCCGCCCCUUCUUCCCCUAGCGUCCAACAACCGACUCCUCAACAAUCUCAUUUGUCCUUUACAGCGCAACAGAUCCAUCAACAGAUGCUGCAGCAGGUAGGAUCCAAAAUGUCCAAAUACGUUCAACAAGCGGCAGCUAAUGGUAAUCCAGUGCCACCUGGUUCCAAGCUUCAAACGCCAGAUGGCAUAGUUGGAAUUGUAUUGGCGAAUAACAAUGUCCAGUUGCAAAUUCCUCCCAAUCUUCAGCAGAGAUUACUAAUGCAGUUACAAAAUCAGAAACUUCAAAUGAGAACAGGCCAACCCAAUCCCCGUAUGAUGCUACCAGGUGUUAAUCAACAGCACCAAGGUAUUCCUCCUGCGCCUAACGUGCGGCCCAGAAUGGCACUGCCGACACCACCGCAACAACCUCCACAGCCUCCUCCGCCUCCGUAUCCAGGCCCACCACCGCCGUAUCCCGGAAAUGUCAUGCAACAACAACAACAAGGUGGUCUGCAACAACAGCAGCAGCAACAGCAUCAGAUGGGAUUGAGAAUGGGGCCGAGUGUCUAUCAUCAUAUGGGACACGCCUAUCCCGUGGGUCUGCCGGUCUAUCCUGGACCCCCUCCGUUUCAGAGGAGACCGCUUCUACUAGAGCAGGAACAGCCGUUGUUGCUCGAGGAAUUACUCGAACAAGAAAAACGAGAACAGGAGAAACAACAUCAAGGUCAGCCCAAUGCUGGCGAAAUUACCAACAAGCUCCAGGUACCAGAAUCGGGACCGUUGCUUAGCGACCAUGAUUUCGAACGUCUCACCGCCGAUGUGUUUAAUAACGGCCCCCCUGUAGGAAUUAAUCAACAGAGCCAAGGUAAUCCUUCUGGUUUGGGACAUUGGCAGCAGAACAGGGUUCAACCUCCCCAACCAACUAGUCAACCAACCACGGAAAUUACGACGAAAAUACAAAUGUUUAAUGCCCAUCAAACUCCUGCGCCACCGCUUCCUCCCGAAAAUAUUAUUACUGAGCAGGAUAAACAGGCGCAACAAAACUACGAACAUUGGCUGAAUCAUCAAAACAAUAUGCUUACACAGCAGCUGAGAUACUACGAGACGGAGGUUCAGAAAUUGAGGAAAAGUCGUAAGUCGUUAAACAGCAAACAAAGGCAAUUAAAGAAAUCUGGCAAUCAGCUAAACGAUGCCGACGCAAUCGAGUUGCAACGCAUUCUGGCGGAACAGGCGAUUUUGCAGAAACAGCUGGAGAUAAGCAGGAAGCAAAGUCGACAGCACGCGAUGCUUAUACAGGAGUACCGGAACAAGCAGCAGCCGAAACUGCCCGCGCCCCCGAGCGUCGGCCUAGCGUCGUCGCCCCUGGGCCCGCCCGCCUCCUCACCCAUCCAUCACCAGUCGCCGCAGCACAGCUCGCCCAUGCACAGUCCGGGGCCGGUGGUCCACUCUCCCGGACCGGGGUCGGUGGCCGCGUUGUUGCAAAGUCCGGGAGGCAACGUGUCGCCCAUGCAGCCGUCGAGGAUAGGAACGCCGUUGUCUCAAGAAGGAAGCCCUGGACCUGUGCAGUCCCCAUCACAGAUGGGCAUGCUGCCUCAAGUACAAAGGAUGACAUCUCCACAGCACAGAAGAGUAGUUACAAGUCCUGUAGGUUACAGCAAUGACAUGCGGGGCGGAACUUCCCAAAUGCGCUUUGUUAGGGCUUCCGUAGACCAUGCAGCUCUUCAACAACGCAUAAGAAGUCAAACUCCUAGUCCUAUGCAAGGUUAUUCUCCAAAACCUGGUACCCCGUCACCGUUGAAUAGUCCACCAAUAAUUCCAGUUCAGAUGACACCGCAACAACUAAUGCAGAAACAGUUGCAUCAACAGGAUAACAAUCAAACUGAUGGAAACAUAUUGCAUUCAGCUAGAGUAGCUCAAUUAAUUCAACAUAGAAAUUUGACAAGGCAGCAAAGUCAACCACCUUUAACACCUCAACAACAUCAGAUGCUAGUUCAACAGCAACUGGCUAAGCAACAACAACAGCAGCAGGCUGCCAUGCAAUUACAAGCUCGGCUCAAUCAGCAGCAGCAACAACAGCAACAGCAAUCGAAUCCAGUUCAAUCUCCAUUGCCACCAAAAAGUCCAUUACAUACGCAACAAAUUAUGUCACCUCAUUCGAUGCCUGCGUCACCUAUGCCUCCUAAAAGCCCGAUGCUGAACUUCAACCCAAAUCAAGGAAACAUGCCAAAUUCGCCUGCUUCAAGGAGUCCUUUUCAUCAAAAUCAGCCGCCAAGUAGCCCAAUGAUGCAUCAAUAUCAACCGCCAUCUUCUCCUAUGAUUCACUCCCCUCACGCGAUUAGAAGACCACCCAGUGCCAGUAGCAGCCCUGCAAUGCCAGAAAGACCAACCAGCGUAGAAAAUCCUAGUACACCCAGAACUCCUUAUAGCAUGGAUGGUUCGUUUCAAGAAAAUAUGCUUACGGGCGGUGGUAAUCCAAAUAACCCUAAUAAUCCAAUACCGCUACCGCCUCCAGGUUGGGGAAAAUUUGGAUUUUUUAAAUUAGGUCUCAGAGGCGGAGCACCGAUGUGGAGUGGGUUUGGUAGAGGAGAAAAACGAGUUCCUACUCCACCAACAAACAAUGAUACUGAUAAAGGUACGAAUGAAUCCACUUCAUCAUUAAAGUCUAAAAAAGAAUUGCAUUUAAAUAAGGUGUCUAUUUUAAAAAAGAAAUCCUUACCAAAAGGAAAUUUGAAGGGAGUUGGCGUAAAAAUUAGCUCAGAUUUUAAUGAUUUUGAUGAAAAUUCAUCUACUUCACCAUUAACUCCUCCACCUUCUGGGCCCAAUAGAAUCGUGGGCCAUAAAACAAUGCCCAAACAGGAUCUUGUAACGGAAAUUGUUGACUAUGAAGAUGAUAAUAGUACAGUGCUAUCUUCUGAAAUUUCUUUGAGUUCUGCCGCACAACAAAAUGACGACGAAUUAGAUAUGACAGAGACAUUAUCUCAAAGUGAUAUUGGGGAGGUACUUACUAGCCCUUUAGAAGCAGACCAAAUUACGGACGAUUUUAUGUUAUUUCACGAAAACAUGGUGGUCGAUAUAUCGGGAAACAUUCAAUAUUCUGAUAAGGAAGAAGUAGAAGAAGAAUAUGCGGAUAUAGUGAUUCGUAGUCCAACGACAAGCGACGACGAAUUUAUUAUGCAGGGUCGUACAAAAAAAUACAACAUACUUAAUAUCACAGAUUCUGCGGAAUCGCCAGAUCAAGAUGCAACUACCGAACCUUCUACGGAGCCCGAAGACGAAGAGCUGACACAACCUUUUGAAGAAUCUGAAGUAGUUGUUAUAGAUCAACCUGUUAAGUCACCAGAGGAGCAAAUAUCAACAAAAGAGGACUUUGAAGAAUUAAUAGACGAAGGUUCGAGGAAAGAAAAACUAAUGAAACCUGAUCCUAAACAAAUUGCAGAUUUUCACAAAUACGCAGCACCGACAAACGUGUUCAGUUUUCCACCUAAAGCGCAGGCCACAAUUAGACCCGCUAAUGUUAUUGGACCGAAUACGAAAAUGCCUCAGAAAAUUUCGCUCAUUACUACCCCGAUCAUACAGAAUUUUACAAAUAGAUCUGACGGUUCGAAGCCAACUUUGGAAACCCAACAAUUAAUUUUAACACCUACAACAAAAAUAAACACCACAGCAGCAUCAAAAUUGUCAUCUCACCACAUCAUUCUCACUCAUAAUCCAGUAAGAAGUAACAUAAUUAGUGUCGGGCCCAAAAUCGUCUCGUCCUCUCCUUCUAUUACUAUAGUGAGCGCUAGUACUUCACAGAUAGCUUCUAUCUUACCAUCUAAAUUUACCGUACCAGUCAUUAGUGCCAGCGCAGUACGACAACUGCCCAACGUAAAAGUAAUUGAUAAACCUUCUUCAUCAUUAUCUUUAACUACGCAUGACAAUAGUUUACCAAAAAAACUCUUUGAAGAUGGCUCUGUAUCUCCGGACAGUUCAAAUAUAGAUACCCUCGACGACAAAAGAAAAUCUGAUCAGGGAGAUGUAAAGCUGUUCAUGAAAAAUAACGAUUCUAAAGGAAAAUCAGAUGGAAGUAAAGAUCAGACGAAAACAAGUAUAAACGUGGAAGGCAAAAAUGAGUUUGCAGAAAGAUUAGGCCAUUCUCUACACAACAAAGUCGGGCAUAUAAUAACUAAAGAGAAAAUUCAGAAAAUGUCGAGCCCUGUAAUACCCAAGCCCUCUCCACCAGUUAUAAUUCAUCAUUCAACUCCUGAAUUAAAAAUGACUGCUCAAGUGAUACAGGAACCGCCAGCUCAUAUGCAAAUUACGGCUACUGAAACAAUGAGCGCGUUUGAUGGAUCUGCUGAAGAUAAAUCAGUUGUGAUUUCGAUACCUUCUCCGACUCCGUCACAAGAACAGAUGUUAGAUAACAUUGCAUUGCAAGCACUUGAAAAUCCGAGACGGGAAUUUGAUUCUUAUGAAGAUGUUUUGGAUAUGUUUGAAAAUAUGCAGAAUCCCGGAACACCUGAUUCAAUUGGCAGCAAGAAAUCUGUAAAAGCUGAUGGAGAGAAUUCUAAAGAAUCCGUAAGUCUUCCAAUGGCCAUAAAUGUGGCCAACAUAGCUAAGCAAAGUGUACCUCAGUUAUCACCUUUAUCUCAGCCAACAGAACUGACUACUAACAUGGCAAAUGCGUCACAACAAUUACGCACUCUUCUUUCUCUACAAACAUCAACCACUUCACAAUCUUCAAACGUAGAGACUACAAGUAAACCAAGCAGCCAAAAAAUAAUAAAUAAUCCUAACCCGGUUAUUUCGUCACCAAUUGUUACAUCUAGAAUAAUCCAACAGAUAGAAAAGCCGGCACCUGUUUUGACUACAAGCAGUACUGUAAUUGUACCAAAUACAAUAAAACCAAAAGUUGCUUGCAGCUCGCCUAAUAAAGUUAUUCAAACCCCUCGAACUACAAUAAGUUCUGUUCCACCACUUAAUGAAAGUAUACUUACCAAUAAGACUGUAUCUGUUACUUCGGAUCAAUCAAAAUUAUUAGCUAUUGUGUCCACUCCCACGACUACCUCAAAACAACCAACUACGACAAAUUCAAACACGGAUAUAACUAAAAAAGCAUCGUUAACAUUAACGGCUAUGCUUCAAAACCAACCGGCUGCUACCCCAUCUACAAAACCUUCCGCUGAUACCAUAACAGCGGCCAGCCUUCUUGCUACUCCUAUCAGUUUAUCUCCCACCAGAUUUUCAACAGCUCUAGCGCAGGCUCAACCAAAUGCCAUUAUCGCAGCAACCGCAGCUGCUUUGACCAGCAGUUCUCCAGUGAAUAGUAUAUCUACAAGUUCAGUGAUUACUUCUACAACUAAUUUGCUUCAUACCCAACUUACCAAAGCUAGAACAAAGUCUCUUGAUGACAUAAAAGACUUAAAGGAAGAUAUCAAGACAGAAUUAAUAGAUAGCGAAGUUGGAACGUUUAAACAAGAAUUGGGCGCUUUGAAAUUUUCAUCUUCGUUGGCUAGUCGGGGGGAAGACUCGCAAAACGCAUUGUUAAAGAAAUUAUUACAAAAUACAGCAUGCGCCAGUACUCAGUCGCCUCCGCCCAAUAGUACUAGUACUAUUACUACUUUAGCUUCUUCGAUCGAGUCACAAAAAUCUAACCCACCGACUCUGUCGUCACUUCUGCCUCCAGUUAUCAAAACUGAACCGCAAACAUCAACCGCUACCACUCAAACAAGACCUGCGCUACAAAGAAUGCCUCCUAUAAGAGAAACCUCGUUCGUUUCUAGUCCUGUAAUUCAACAACCUCAGAUCGCCACGUCAAGUUCUACGACUCCCACUCAACAAUUACACAUUGACAUUAAGAAAUGCGCUCCUCCGAGUAGAUCCUCUAGCAGAGACGAUUUGUUAUCUCCUCCCACACCGAGAUCAUCAUGUAGUCAGGAUUCCAGCUUGCAGACUCCUCCUUUAAUCAUCAAAAAGGAGUUUCCAAUAUCUCAAAAUAUUUUAAUGGAUGUUAAGAAGGAAUUGUUAGAUGAUACUUCGCAACAUUCAGAAGUUUCUGAUCAAGGAAAGUCUGAAAUCCAGAUUAAAGAUGAACUGGAUGUUGGAGACAGUAAUUUAGAUAAACUGAUAUUGGAUAAGGAAGAAUUAAAGAAGCAGAAAAGGAGAAUGUAUAAUCAGAAGAGGAGACAAAAUCAAAUAAUGAAUAAAGAUUUAAAUAAACCAAAUAAACGAGCGCGUAAAAAUUCUAAAUUAGAGGAGGAUUACGAUUCUUAUAUCGAUGGUGUAUUGGCGCAAAUUAGACAGCUACCUCCUAUGUCUGUAUCUGAGCCGGUUUUAGUUCGAAACUAUGGAGUUAUGCCAAUAUUUGGAAGCGGGGAUUUGUCUAAAAUAGGGACAAAGUGUUACGAUUCUCGGAUCGGAGAUUUAACAGGAGCCUACGGAAAUGCUUUAGUUCCGGGAUUUGCCGAUUUUUAUAGCACUAAACCGUAUGGCGAUGACGAACCCCUACCUGAGUUACCGCCAGCUUCAACACAACGGGGAUUUUACGAUCAAGAAUUCCCGUUGAUUCGCUUUGACACAGAGGACGAUAAAAAGUUCGAUUUGUUUUCCCGAGAGGAUACUCCAGACUCAGUCGUCAGUAGUUCGUCUCCCGAACACAUGCCAUGUGAUAUUUCAGAUAAAUAUUUUGGUUUGAAACUUAUCAGCGAUGAUGAGGACGAAGAUGUUUACAUAAAAUCAGGUAGAAUGUCGCCCGAGAUCGCUAUCAUUAAACCUAUUCCGAUCCGAUUAAAACCUGCCGGCUUGUUCUUGAAAGACUUUAAGAUAGAUCCGGAGGACAAAGAGAAUAUCUGCAAAGAAUUGAGGGAAGAUAAAUUGAGACCGGGUUCGUCGCCCUCCACCCCUCUCAAAGAAAACGAAAACAUUAAGGUUACGUUAACUUUAACUUCAGCGGCCGCGGAGGAUAUAGUGGGAGUUUUAAGAGAUCUGGCUAAUAUAUUACAAAUUCCUGCGCCUACAACAUAUCAGAUAGUGGAUCGAACAUCUUCUGCUACUGGUCAAAAACUGGGAAUGUAUAGGACGAAAGGAAAGGAUGGGAAAGAAGGAACUCCGAUUGAUAUUCAGAGUAUUCUAAAUGGGGCGGCUAAGUUCUGCAAGCAUUGUGACGUAGUGAUUUUGAACAAUAUGAUAAGAAAGAAAGUGUCGGACUUGCCAUUCCUGGCCAAAGACUCGGACUUGCUGAGCGAAGGAGACGAACUUUAUUUCUGCAGUUCCACUUGUUAUAUGCAGUUUGCUUUGAUGCAUCGCUCCCCAUCAAUAUCAGAAGACAAGGCUGCCGCAAUAAUCGAUCAUUUAUCGCAGAAAGACAAGCAUUCCACCAAACCCAAGUCAAUUCUCUCAGAACCCAAUGACCACAAAUCCGUUAUAUCUAACCGAGCGUCCUUGGAUAUAAAAGAUGUCAAAAUGGAAGAUCCGCCUUCGUUUACGUCAUACUUUCAGUCGUCGUUAAAACAGGGCAACAAAUUGGGAUUGGUGAAGGUUCAGGACUCUACAAAAGUUCACAGGAACGUUUCGUAUAAAUUCUGGGUUUUGGGUUGCUUGCAGCCUAAUCAGAAACGUAAACGUCUAACGGAUAAGGAAAUGAUGGAGAUGUUGUAUCAAAUGGGCAUUACAGUAACUCCGCCUAAGAUACCCGAAGAUACGCGGAGGUGCAUGUUUUGCCAAGUUAUCGGAGACGGUGUAGCCGAUGGUCCAGCCAGACUACUCAAUAUUGACGUCGACAAAUGGGUCCAUUUAAAUUGUGCCCUGUGGUCGGACGGGGUCUACGAAACGGUCAACGGUGCCUUAAUGAACCUGGAAAACGCCAUCCAGCAAAGUCUCACCUCCAUCUGCGUACACUGCAACAAAUUGGGCGCCACCAUACGUUGCUUCAAGACGCGCUGCUGUAGCGUUUACCAUCUGUCGUGCGCGGUUCGGGACAGCUGCGUAUUUUUCAAGAACAAAACUGUUUUCUGUACGGUCCACGUGCCGAAGAACGAGAAAGACAACGAACUGACAACGCUGUCGGUCAGCAGGAGGGUUUAUGUGAACAGGGAUGAAAAUCGACAAGUGGCAGCCGUGAUGCAUCAUUCGGAUACAAACCACUUGCUGAGAGUGGGCAGUUUGAUAUUCCUCAAUGUGGGUCAGCUGUUGCCUCAUCAGUUACAGAACUUUCACACAUCGAAUUAUAUUUAUCCUAUAGGUUACAAAAUAAUUCGGUUUUACUGGAGCAUGAGGUAUCACAAUAAAAGAUGUCGAUAUAUUUGUUCGAUCCACGAUAGUAGCGGUCAUCCGGAAUUUAAAGUAUUGGUACAAGAAACGACGGAAGAAGAUGUGGAGUUUAAGGACCAGUCGCCGAAAGCAGUCUGGAAUCCGAUUCUGGAGAAAAUCGCUACUAUUCGCCGAGAGAACAAAUGUUUACAGAUGUUUCCCAAAUACAUAUCGGGAGAGGACUUGUUCGGAUUAACUGAACCUGCAGUUGUGAGAGUUUUAGAAAGUCUUCCUGGAAUUGAUACCUUAUCUGAUUAUAAAUUCAAGUAUGGCCGAAAUCUACUUCUUGAACUACCUCUAGCUAUAAACCCGAGCGGAGCUGCUCGUACAGAACCUCGUUUACGGCACCAAACCCACUGGAAACGUCCGCACACCCAAAGAACGACCGGCACGUCCAGACCAGUGUUCGGUCCCAGUUCGAUAGGCCCUUCCACCCCAACGAGCCUGGGCGAAAUGGCGUGUCCUUACAGCAAGCAAUUUGUGCAUUCGAAGAGCUCCCAAUAUAAGAAGAUGAAACAAGAGUGGAGGAAUAACGUGUAUCUUGCAAGAUCGAAAAUACAGGGACUGGGUUUGUAUGCGGCAAGAGAUUUAGAGAAACAUACUAUGGUCAUAGAAUACAUUGGCGAGGUGAUCAGGACCGAAUUAUCUGAAUGCAGAGAAAAACAAUAUGAAGCUAGGAACCGAGGUAUCUACAUGUUUAGACUGGACGAUGACCGAGUAGUUGAUGCUACACUUUCCGGAGGCUUGGCUAGAUACAUCAACCACUCAUGUAACCCAAAUUGCGUCGCAGAAACUGUCGAAAUCGACAGAGAUCUGAAGAUUAUUAUUUUCGCCAAGAGAAGAAUUCAGAGAGGCGAAGAAUUGGCUUACGAUUAUAAGUUUGAUAUCGAAGACGACCAACAUAAAAUAUCGUGUAUGUGUGGAGCACCCAACUGUCGAAAAUGGAUGAACUAAAGAAAACCUGAGCAUGAACAUUCCAUAAAAUACCAUGUUGAUGAUGUUUAGCCGUAUUUUCAGAAUAAGAAGAUUCCGCUUUUAAGAUUUGUUUCCACUGAAAUUCAUGAUGAAUAUUUUCCUAUACUGAUUUCUUCUAGCGCGAACGAAGGAGUGAAGUGCAAUAUUUGUUAAUUUACCAGAAUAUUUCGCUUUUAUUUUCCGAUUCUGGAUAACAGAGAUUUAGUUGUUUUAUUUAGCUUUAUUUCUUGUGUACAUAUUUAUGUGAAGCAUUCGUAAGCGAUGUUCUUUUUACUAUUUUUUAUUUAUUUAAUAUUUUUAAAGCUUAAUUACUAGGCGAUUUGUUAUCGAUUUAUACACAUAUAUGAAUGCCCAAACUCGGCUCCGACGAGGGAAAGUAGGACGUGGUUUAUUAUUUUGUUGUAUAUUUUUAUAGUUGUUUAAAAAAUACAGCCGAUUGUUUAUAACAUUCGCGACAAUACGUACAGUGAGGAUUUUUUAGCUGUAUUGAAUAAAUACUAUUUUAUUUUGUAGAAACCUGACAAUCACUCAAUGUAGCAUAAUGCCAUAUUGCAUUUUGUUGACAAAGCGUUUCUAAUAAAAAUGUAGAAGUAUAGUGUACAUAUAUUAUGUAUAAAAAUAAAAUAAACACUUUUUUAAAUUUAUACACUUA
Messenger RNA from Sitophilus oryzae (rice weevil), 15215 nucleotides. Its product is annotated as histone-lysine N-methyltransferase 2D-like. The record is from RefSeq and is a predicted model, not a curated record. The coding region runs from base 167 to 14542 and encodes 4791 amino acids. Gene Ontology annotation, molecular function: histone binding; transcription coactivator activity; histone H3K4 methyltransferase activity. Gene Ontology annotation, biological process: positive regulation of transcription by RNA polymerase II. The transcript has 43 exons. NCBI's taxonomy places the organism in Eukaryota, Metazoa, Arthropoda, Insecta, Coleoptera, Curculionidae. Gene Ontology annotation, cellular component: MLL3/4 complex; nucleus.